Paramecium sonneborni is the source of this 5676-nucleotide messenger RNA. Lineage: Eukaryota; Ciliophora; Oligohymenophorea; Peniculida; Parameciidae. The record is from the annotation of a GenBank genome assembly.
AUGGGAGAACUUGAAGGAAACUAUAAUAUUGAUGAUUUAGAUGCUCCACAUUAAACAUAAUAGAAUAGUUUUUAAAAAUAGAUGACAUAAUUUGCAAAAUAGGGAACAAUUUUUGAAAAAAAAUAAACAGAGAAUCCAAAUUAAGUUUAAUAUAAAUAAGGAGAUAUUUAAUUUAUGAAAUAAAACUUUGAUUUCAUGCUUGAAUUAGUUAAUAAUAAUAAUAAUUAUAAAGUUAGGGAUCAAAAAUCUUAACAAAGUUAAAUUAUUUUUAUGGAGUAUUAUCAUUUUUUAAAACCGGAAUUAAGUUUAAAAUUAGAAUAAUGUACAGAAUCUGAAUUUAUUAAAAAAUAUAAUGGUAGAGAAUCAAUAUCUUUUGUAAUUUCCUAAUUCUAUAAAUAUCAUGAAUAUCUUAAAUAAGUAUUUGCUGAUAAGGAUUAUAAAUAAUAAUGGGAGAUUAAUUUUCCUUUUUAUGUAAAAGAUGAUAAGUGUUAUAGUGAAAAAUCUCUAUUCUCUACAUAUACUAUAUAAAUAGUAUUUUAAAAACUUCAUGAGUUUCAAGAAAAAGUUAAGUAAUAUGCUACAAAUUUAGGAGAUGUUGAAAAAAUAUAAUGGAGAAUAAGUGCUAUAUCUACUUUAGAAGUUUUAGUUAGUAAUAUGGUUGAUUUUAAUAAUUACAAUAAUAAAUCAGUAGAUAUUCUAUCAAUUUUAGACUACAUAUUAAAUUAGAAUUCUUUAAUUAUGAUUCUACUCUAAAUUCUUUAUUGUAAUAUGCUUAAAUAAUCAAAUAUUUUAUCAGUUUUAAGAAGAGUUUAUGUUGAAUUUAAUGAGGUUCAAGAAUUGCCAUUUGAAAAUUAUUCUUAAGAAUAAGGUUUUGAUACAUAUUUUAGAUUUGGUUAAACUAAUUAUUAUUUAUAAUAAUAAACUUUAAUAGUUAGAUUGAAUAUUUUGAAUAUGAAAAAACAUUAAUAAGUUAAACCAUUAACAUUAGGUAAUAAGCAAGUUUCAAGAAAUAAUAUAUUGAAAGAAUAAUAAUAAAUCGAUUAUUAUUAUUGCAAUAUUAUUAAUGAAGAAGAUUUACUCUUUUAAAUAUUCAAUUCAAAUUAAUUAAUUUAAUAUUUAUUUCAGAAACUUGAGAUAGAUCGUAAACUUUAACAAAUAUCAUAAAAUAUAAGUUAAAUGCUUAAUAAAGAUAUAAUCAUUUCAGUAAAUCAUUAAUCUUUAUCAAAUGUAUUAUAGCCAGAAAUAUAAUAAAUUAGAAAAUUAUCAGAUAGAAAAGAAUAGCUAAAAUAACAAACUUAAGUAAAAGAAUUGCUAAUUAAUCUAUCUGAUUUUUUCUUGCAUAAAUCAGAAAAGUUAUUGGUUGAUUAAAUUUAAAGUCAUGAAUAUGAAUAUUAAUUUUAAACAACUCUAUCUUCUUUACUUCAUUCUUUAAGAUAAGGAUUUAAUCGUUCAUAAGAAGAAAUACCAAAUUAUCGUAAAAUUGUAUCUGUUUAAAAAGCAAAAGUCGUUACUAAAAUUAGAUAUCCAAAAAGAAAUUGUGAUAAAUUAAUAAGUUUAUAUUUUGGAUUUUAAUUAAAGACAAAUUAUUACUUAUCAUAAAAUAGAAUUGGAGAUUUAUUAAUAGUAGUUUAUAAAAAUGAAUAUCAUUAAGUUACAACUAUGUUAGGUUAAUUAGUAGAUAAUAGUAGAUAAGGAAAACUUGUAUUAUAUGAAUUCGAUGAUUAAUCAGUAUCAACUUUAUCAUAAGAAUAAUUUGAAUAAUAUUGUUCAGUUUCUAAUAAGAUGAGAAAAGAUGAUAGUUUAGAUGAUUCUUUAGAAUUUAUUGAAAAUGAAAAUAUAGUUGCUGUAAUACUAUUUGAAAAAGGUUGGCCAUAAGAUUAAAAUUUUAUUAACAAUAUAUCAAAUGUAUUUAUUACUGAUCAAAUUGGAACCUUAUAUUUUAUUCAUGAAUAACGUUUUGCAAGAAAGAUGUUUCAAAUAUAAGAAACAGACAGUGAAUCAAUUAAAUAAUAACUAAUUGAUGAUGCUUUUGGAAAAAAUUAAUUAUAAACUUAUAGUUAAUUUACAGUCUCUGAAAUUAUUCCAAUUUUCCCAAAUCAAAUUAUUUAUGAGUUUUCUUCUGGAAAAUUUAAGUAACAUAAUCCAGAUGUUGAAAAUUGUUGGAAGAUGAUCAUUAAAAUUAAUGAUACUGAUUUUUAAAUUGAUAAAAUGAAAUUAAAUUUAUUAAAUAUAGCAUCCUAUUUUGAUUCAAAUGAUACUGCUUAAUAUCAUAUUAAAUAACUCACUUAAUUUAAGGAAUCUCACAAUGAAUUAUCUAAAAUAUAAUUAAGAAUUAAGUUUAGUGAUUAUUUAAAUUAAAAUCCCUCUUAUUAUUUAGAUAAAAUUAUGGAAUCACACAUUGCUUUUGCUGAAUUUCAAUCAGGUUAUGAAACUUUUUUUUUAGAUAAAUUUAUACCUAAAAUUGAAAAUUCUCUUAGUUUCAUGUUUGAUAUAAAUCAAGCAUAAAUUAAAAAAAAUCUAUUAACUAAUAUAAUUAAAAUUAUUGAAUUUUCUUUUGAAUUAACACAAGAUAAAGUUAAUUAACUUAUUACUUUUGAAAAUGGAGUUUUAAAAUUAACAACAUUUUUAAUAGAAGAUACUAAUAGAUCUUUAAGUAUAGAAGUUCCUUAAUCUAAUAAAAUUGGAUAGUUUUUGAAUUAAUUAAUAAUCAAUUUUGAUAAAUAUAAUUUUCAUGAUCUUUUAAUUGAUAAAAAGAAAUUCGAAAUAUCCAUAAAUUAAGAUUUUGAAAAAUUAUUUGAAUAAGAUGUGUUAACAUUGAUUCUUUUAUCAAAAUAUUUGCAUAAAUUGAUUGCAAUCAAAAACGAUAAAAAAAUAAUUUUUAAGAUAACUAAAUAAGAUUCAAAAUCAAUAGCUUUAUAUUAAUUUUCAAAAGAUAGAAAUGAAGUGUUACUUUUUUAUAAUAAAUUUGAAGAUUUUAGUUUGGAAGACUUUUUACUUGAUUAUUUAAAUAAUCAUACAAGUUAAUAUUCAAAAAUUAGUUAUUUAGAAUUGGAAAAGAAAAUACUUAAUAAAAAUUAAUUAAUGUUGUAAUCAAUGAAUUUUACUGCUGAUGAUUUUAUAAAAAAAGAAAAAUAUUAACCCUAAUAAUUUGAACUUUAUAUACAUUAUGGAUAAUAAAAAAUACAGAAAUUAGAAGGAAGAUUAGAUCCAAGAGAUUUUGAAACAGCUUUUAUUAUUAUAAAAGAGUAAUUUUAUAAUAAAGUAGUAUGUAUAAAAAGUUGUCAAAAAUAUUCCCCAUUAAUAUAAUAUCUUAAAUAAAAUUCUUCAGAUUAGAAAUGUGGAUUUUCAAAAUAUGUAUUAAUUAAUGGAGUAUCAGAAUAUAUAUCCUUAGAUGAAUAGAUGUCAAAAAUUAAAAUAAUAACCAAAAAUAAUAUAGAGAAACCUCUAACUUUUUACAAAAAUUAUUCAACUACUCUGAAAGCAAAAAUAAAUUUUAUUACAUCAAAUAUUGUCUUAGUUAAUUUUACUUGUACUAAACCAUUAGAGUUUAUGAUAAAAUCAAAUUAAUUUAAAUUAGCAUUUAUGAAAUAAGAUUUUUAAUCAGAAAUUAAACUAACUUUUCUUCCAGCAUCAGAUUUAUAAAUGUAUAAGUUUUAUCAUACUGGAAUUUCAUUUAAAAAUGAAUAUAAAUAAGUUAAUAAAGAAGCCUAGCAAAUUAAAAUUUAACAAAAUUAUUCAUUGAAUGAUAAAUUAUUAAAAAUAAUAAUGAAAUCUUUAAAUAUAAGAGAAGAUAUGCAAAUUGAAUAAAAUAAUAAAAAUAUCAAUUUAAAUUAGAUCUUAAAUAAUAAUGUGUUGAACAUUUAAAGUAAAUAAUUAAUAAAUUAGUCAACACAAGUAGGAUUUGAAAGAAUGGAUGUAAUUGAAAUUAAAGAUAAUUUUGGAAAUAAGUCAAAUUCUUUUGUGUUAUAAUAGAUAGUAUUUGUCCAUUCAAUUUAUUAAAAAAUUUAAAUAGUUCCAAAAUAUACAAAAGAAGAUACAGGAUUGAAAAUUUAUUGGGAACCAUAAAUAAAAGGGAUAUAUAAUUUAUAUAUUAAUAAUUAAAAAGUGGAUAGUUACUUUACUGUUUUGGCUACCUAAGUAGAUAUAGAAAAAUCAGUCUUAGAUUUCCCAGAAAAGUUAAAGAAGAUUCCUUAUUAUUAAGAAAUAACAUUUAAUAUUUAUUUGAAAGAUAGAUUGUAAAAUAUAUAUGGGUCAAUUGAAAAUAGUUUGUAAAUGACUAAUGUAGAAGUUUUGAGUUCAUAUAAAAAUUUUAAUAUUGAACAAAAUUAUUCAAAAUUAUCUUUGGAAGGUAAAAUGGAAGUAACCUUAAGAAUUCUUCCAAAGAAUGAGGAUGCUACAGAAAAAUAGGAGAUAGAUUUAAUAUUUAAGAUUAAUGAUCAAAUAAAAAUGAGUAAAAUUAAUUUUAUUUAUUAUUAGCAAAAAUAUUAUAAUUAGAAGGAGUUUCAUUUGAAAAGAAUAUGUAAGAUUUCUAAAGAUCUAUUUUUUAUGACAAUAAUGGAAAAAAGAUUUACAAAGUUGAGAAGUAGGUACAAAUAGUACGUGCAAAUUUUUUGGAUAGUUUACUUAAAUUAUAAAAUGAAAAAUUAAUGGGGCCAUUGAUGAUUAAAUUUGCAAAUGAGUAGGGAUAUGAUGCAGGUGGUUUAAGAAAAGAAUUUUAUUCAUUGAUAGGUAAUGAAUUAAAAGGGGAUAACUUAAAAUCUGAUCAAUAUGGUUAUUUUAGUAUGUUAUCACCUGGAUAUUAUUUUAUUGAUUAAAGAUUUUUGUAAAUUCCUAAGAAAACAGAUUAUGCAUUUGUUUUUGGAAAGGUAUUUAUUAUAAAUUAAAUUAAAAGGUUGUAGCAAAUUCAAUAUUUAAUAAUCAUUAAAUAGGAAUUCAAUUUUAACCAUAGUUUUGGAAGGUGCUUUUUGAAGAGAAGAUCUAAUUUAAAGAUCUUUAAGGAUUUUUAGAUCCUAUUACAUAUUAAAAUUAUGAGAGUCUACUUUUAAAUGAUGAUGUGACAAUGGAAUUGUUAUGUCUCAAUUUUACAUAUUAAAAGAAAAAAGAUUUGAUAAAUUUGAUACCAGAUGGAUAGAAUGUAAUGGUUAGUAAAGAGAAUUGUUAAAUUUAUUUAGAUAAAGUUGCAGAAUACUUAAUUCAACAAUAGUAUUAAGAAAUAUAUACACCAUUUAGAGAAGGAUUUUCAACAGUCUUGGAUAUAAAAGUAAUUAAUAUAAUAUAUGAAUAUAAUAGAUUUUGAAAAAGUAUUUUAAGCCAAAUGAUAUGGGUCUUAUAACUUUAGGAGUUUAAGAGAUAAAACCAGAACAAUUAAUUAAUUUAAUAAAAUUUAAAGGAGGUUAAGAUUAUCAUAUAUCAUUUUUUAAUACUUAUGUUAAUUAAUUGGAUAGUAAAAAAAUAAAAGAACUAUUGCAAUAUAUAACUGGAACACCAACAUUACCUUCAAAUGCUAAGUUAGCAAUUACUGUCGAAUUUAAAUCAGAAAUAAAGGAAAGUUUUAUACCAACAACUAGAACAUGUUUCAAUACAAUUGAAUUACCUCUAUAUAAGAAUUUUGCAGAAAUGAAAUAGAAAUUGGAUACAGCUAUAAGUUAUGGUUUAGUUGGAUUUGGAAUUUUCUGA